Pundamilia nyererei is the source of this 5423-nucleotide messenger RNA. It is a transcript of the gene dgki, whose product is annotated as diacylglycerol kinase, iota. Gene Ontology annotation, biological process: phospholipase C-activating G protein-coupled receptor signaling pathway. Bases 271 to 3105 code for a protein of 944 amino acids. Gene Ontology annotation, molecular function: ATP-dependent diacylglycerol kinase activity; protein binding. Lineage: Eukaryota; Metazoa; Chordata; Actinopteri; Cichliformes; Cichlidae. The transcript has 33 exons. The record is from RefSeq and is a predicted model, not a curated record. Gene Ontology annotation, cellular component: glutamatergic synapse; plasma membrane.
GCUCACUGCCAGUUGGUCAGGGGGCUCGUGAGUGCAGUUCGUUCUGUUGUCCAGGCGGCUGCGCGUGCUGCCGUGCUCGGCUGCAGUAUAUAAAGGCGGUCAGCGGUCAAAGCCCACACAGCCGCUCUCAGCGUUACGUGUUUUUUUUUUUUAAAUUUAUUAUCACGCCGGAGUAGUUAGACUCUCCUUUUCACCGCCGGCAUCCGCGUCCUCUCAGUACCCGGAGGAGAGGGGGUCCAGCGCGGCGUGACACCGCGAGGAGCGACCAGCAUGGACCCCCAAGCGAAGGAUCGCACCAGCCCGGCGGCGGGGGGCUUAAGCGGGCGCCCGGCCUCUCUCGGAGCUGACGGGGGUGACUCGGAGUCCGGAGCCUGCUCGGAGGAGGCUGCCGUGGGCUGCUGCAGCGACACGUUCAGUAGCCUGCCUGACAUGGAGCAAGAGACUCUGGAGGAGAAAUUAAGGGGACUGGCGUUCAGAAAACAGACGUCGUAUCGGAAAGCGAUCUCCCGCUCAGGCCUCCAUUACCUCGGCCCACCUCAGCCCUCGCUUCCUCCUGCGUCCAACGGCCCCACCAAGGAACUACGUACCUGUGUGGACUGGACGGAGAACGCAGUGAAUGGGGAUCACCUGUGGAUGGAGACGAGCUGCUCAGGAGAGCUCUGUUAUCUCGGAGAGGACACCUGCGUGCUAAAGACAGCUAAGUCGGCCCCCAGGAGGAAAUGUGCAGCCUGUAAGAUUGUUGUUCACACCGGCUGCAUGGAGCAACUAGAAAAGAUAAACUUCCGAUGUAAGCCGACUUUCAGAGAGGGAGGAUCCCGAACCCUGAGAGAUAACAUCCUCAGACACCACUGGGUUCACAGACGACGACAAGAGGGGAAAUGUAGACAGUGUGGAAAGAGUUUUCAGCAGAAGUUCUUCCACAGUAAAGAAAUCAUCGCCAUCAGUUGUUCGUGGUGUAAACAGGCCUUCCACAACAAGGUAACAUGUUUCAUGCUGCACCAGAUAGAGGAGCCGUGUUCACUGGGGGCCCACGCCGGAGUCAUAGUACCACCGUCCUGGAUCAUCAAAGUCAGGAAACCACAGAGCUCCCUAAAGAACUCUGCCAGAAGAAAAAAGCGGACAUCUUUCAAACGAAGGACAAGCAAGAAGGGAUUAGAUGAGUCUAAAUGGCGUCCGUUCAUGCUGAAGCCUCUCCCCUCUCCCCUCAUGAAGCCCAUCUUGGUUUUUGUGAAUCCAAAGAGCGGCGGCAACCAGGGUGCCAAAGUGUUACAGAUGUUUAUGUGGAUCUUGAAUCCUCGUCAAGUCUUCGACCUUUCGCAGGGUGGACUGCGCGAGGCGUUGGAGUUGUAUCGCAAAGUGCCAAAUCUGAGGAUCCUUGCCUGCGGAGGAGAUGGCACGGUGGGUUGGAUCCUGUCUGCUCUCGAUGAGCUGCAGAUGAAUCCCCAGCCUCCGGUCGCUGUGCUUCCUCUGGGAACAGGAAAUGACCUCGCCAGGACGCUCAACUGGGGUGGGGGCUACACGGAUGAACCAGUGUCCAAGGUUUUGUGUCAUGUGGAGGACGGUUCGGUGGUGCAGCUGGACAGGUGGAACCUCUUAGUAGAAAAGAGCUCUGCCCAGCCAGAGGAGGGCACACAGAAGCUGCCCUUGAACGUGUUCAACAACUACUUCAGCCUUGGCUUCGACGCGCACGUCACCCUGGAGUUCCACGAGUCCAGAGAGGCCAACCCAGAAAAGUUUAACAGUCGCUUCCGCAACAAGAUGUUCUAUGCAGGAUGUGAUGGCACAGAUCUCACUCCCAAGAUCCAGGAGCUGAAGUUCCAGUGCAUAGUGUUUCUAAACAUUCCCAGAUACUGUGCCGGCACCAUGCCAUGGGGAAACACGGGAGACCAUCGAGACUUUGAACCUCAGCGGCAUGACGACGGCUGCAUCGAGGUUAUCGGCUUCACCAUGGCCUCGCUGGCAGCGCUGCAGGUUGGAGGUCACGGAGAGAGACUUCACCAGUGCAGAGAGGUCAUCCUCACUACCUACAAGACUGUACCUGUUCAGGUGGACGGCGAGCCAUGCCGACUGGCUCCAUCCACUCUCCGCAUCUCUCUUCGAAAUCAGGCCAACAUGGUCCAGAAGAGCAAGAGACGCACCUCUGUGCCCCUGCUCAACGAUAUUCAGAAGGUGUGUGCAGCUGAUCUGCGCCGCCUCUCUGCUCCCCCCGACUCCUUCUCUGUUCCUCACGCAGUUCCAGAUCGUCUGCGUCUUCGAGUGAACCGGAUCAGCCUCCAGGAGUACGACAGGCUGCAGUAUGACAAGGAGCGGCUACGAGACAUAUCCAUCCCUGUUGGCAUAGUGGUGGUGAGGGGGGACUGUGACCUGGAGACCUGCAGACUUUAUAUUGACAGAUUACAAGAGGAUUUACACCAGGCACCAUCUACUGGCCACAGAGUGCACUACCAGGAUGAAAGCAGAGGUGUCCCCCGGACCAGUUCAACCAGCAGACUGUCUCCCAACUGGAGCUUCUUGGAUUCCACGUCAGCCGACCGCUUCUAUCGCAUCGACAAGGCUCAGGAGCAUCUGCAUUUCGUGACAGAAAUCUGUCAGGAUGAAGUGUUCAUCCUGGACCACGAAGCUCCAGUGGUGAGCCAGGGCUCGUCCGCGGGGAUGCCUGAUCUGGUGGUGGAGCCCACUGCCGGCGCUCCGUUGACAUCAGACGAACAAGCUCUGCUGACAGCUGCAAGUUCUGGGGACCUCUCCACGCUCUCACAGUGUGUGGAUCGAGGCGUCAAUUUGUUGGUCCGAGACUCUGGGGGUUGUUCAGCGUUGCAUUUAGCUGCUCAGAGCGGACACGCAGACCUGGUCCGCUACAUACUGCAGCAAGGCUCCAAGGUUCUUCUGGAUUUAACAGACACAGAGAGAGGUGACACUGCAUUGCACAAAGCAGCAUCAGGGAAGCAGCACGCAGUGUGUCGACUACUGGUCGAGGGCGGGGCGUCACUAGAGAAGACCAACUUCCAGGGGAAGACGCCGGCAGACCAAGCCGAUGGAGACGCUGAGCUCGCCGCCUACCUGAGCUCAUCGUCUGCAAGCCACGAAGACCUGGAGACGGCCGUGUGAUCGCGAACACGCUCGCGCACUCUGUGUCGCUCUGGACUCUGCGCGCUCGACGUGGAGAGGAAAACGUUUGGAUUCGACUCUUCGGGCGGAGAAGUUGGAGACGAGCUAGAAGAGAUGAACUGCUUCAGCUGGCAGCAGCACUGCAGAGGAGAUUUUACUGGUCUACUAUUUAUUUGUAUUUAUUUAUUCAUAUUCUAUUUAUUGGUUGUGCCGAUUGAGUGAAUGACUGAUCGUAGGACUAUCAGGAUGCAAGUGCAAUUGGACCAGCCGUCACACGUCGUGAGUUCACCUGUUUCUCAUCUUAUAAGGGAUUCAUGCAUAUUUUACUCCCUGAGACUUCUGCAGUGGUUUAAAGUGUAUAAAGUGUCAUUUCAGCGCUCGUAGGAACAGUAAAAGUUUUUGUUUGUCCCUUAAAACUUGUGCCAAAGACAUUGCACUAGCGUAAUGUCACAUCUCAUCCCAAAUUUCAGUCAUUUUCCCAUCAUCUGUCACAUAGUUUGAUUUCCACGCCUUCCCUAAACUUUCUUACUCCCAUGUCAUUAAAUAUGCAACGCUAGCGUUUGCAAUCACGUGCUGCCCGCUAAGUCACACAUCACAAAAUAAAACAAACAAAACAAACAUAUCCUCCCCGGGUGCGCUCGUCCUGAAGUGCUUGUAAUGUUUUCCGCUUUUGGCUUCUUGCGAGUCCCGACUCGACUUAUCCUAUCGGAGUCGUUGCUUCGCCGUGACUCAUAAAAAUGACAAAACGCUUGUCAGCUUUCUGACUCUUUCAAGCAGCUGAUUACUUCCAGGAACACUCAGUGGACUAAAUGUGUCACAUUUUUUACAGACAAAACCAUGAUUCAGAGCUACGUGUACAGAUGAGUUUUUAAAAGGUUUUUUAAAAUGAGGAUCUGCUCUUGCCCACUUUUAACAUUUAUUUUCAUUUUAUGUCUGCGUCACUGCAUCAUUUCUCCAACGUCUUGGCAUGUGCUGGAGUCUGAGAGGUUCACAAAGAGAUCUUUAAACUAAAGCUGCGAUUGAGUUAUUCGCAUGUUUAAAAAUUUAUUGUGGCAAACAUGAUGGAGGGACUUUAUGUUCCCCACAGCAGCCACACACAAAAAAAUACACAAGCUGAUAUUAGACGAGUGUAAAUGUGAUAAAGCCAGACAAAGAGCAAAAUAUCAGUGUUUCUCAGUGGUAGAAGCUACAAGUAUUUAGCUCUGUUUGCACUGUCAGUAAACCACAACAAUUCAAAACAUGGACACAGUUUGGCAUAGAAAAAAAUCAAACCUGCAUGAACUGUGAAAGCUUUGAACUUUUCUCACAAACUUCUUUUAACUGCAGCUUUUUCUCCAAGUACAAACAACACACGGAACAAGUGACCGAGUGGGAUCAUUUAUGACUCCAGUCAUAUCUGUGUAUGUGCUGCUGUGACAUUUUUAUAACCAAUUAUGACUCGGAUUGUAUAACAUUUAAUAGAAUUGUAAUUAAAUAUGUCUGUUUUUUAGCAUUAUAAGCUUUGAUUUUACUGGAAAUGACCAUUUCUAAUCACUACAUUGUAGAAAGGCAUGUACGCUAUAUGGACCAAACAUAAGCUGCUCAGCCAUGCAGCUGAAAAACUCUGUUAUAUUGGGACAUUAUACACAUAAAAGAAACAUUAUGAAAUCAUAAGUGAUCCCACCUGGUUGUUUCAGUAGCUAAAAUCUCUUGUAGAUAACAAAAAGCAGCAUUUUUUGGCUCUUUCUGGGAUCCCAGAGAGUACAAAAAUAACGGAAUAAUCACAACACGUUUCAGGAACCAUGAGCUCAUUAGCUGAUGGAAAAUAAAUCACAUUUGUGUCAUAGAAAUGCCUAAAAUGUGCCGAUCUCUGUCACAUUUGUGGAUAUGUGCUUGUUUUCUUUGUCAUAUUUCUAAUAUUUUGCUUGUCUUGGUGAGAUAAAGGUGAUAAAUGUUUUGCUCUGGGAGCCGUUUUGUGAAAUUUCUCAGUCGAAACAAAAAACCCCCAAAAAACCCUCAUAUUGCAGAACAACACGGGACUCUUUUUGGGGACAAAAUUAGCGCUGAACCAUCAAACCAGUGACCAUACCAAGUGAUAGUGAGAGGGGACCAGUAUUAGCCCAGUAUGGAAGGAAUGACGCUAACCCAAGGUUCCUGCCGUUUGCGUUUGAAUUCAUUUUUGGACGAUAGACCAGAGUCUGUUUAAAAAAUGGGAGAUUUAAAGUAUUUUUAUUGCAAUGUUUCUUUCAAACUAAGAUUUUAACUUUUCACAGUCCGAUAGUGUGUAUCUGGUACUCCUGGUGUGUGUGUGUGUGUGUGUGUGUGUGUGUGUGUUUAUG